This is a messenger RNA of Durusdinium trenchii, 255 nucleotides long. Lineage: Eukaryota; Dinophyceae; Suessiales; Symbiodiniaceae. The record is from the annotation of a GenBank genome assembly.
AUGUCCUGGGCGGCGCUGGUUCCUCUGGCAGGGGCCAUGCCCAUUCUGCCCUUCCGGUCGCUUUGCCCCCCGUACAUGCUGGAUGAUGCAGAUGAGCUCAACCUUGAAUCUUCUCAUGCUGAAGGAUGGCAAUGUUCACUGGAGGAGUCCAGACAGAGCUUUGCCCAGCAGCUGCAAGCUCCUCGACUGGAGGGCAGGUGCAGCAGGGACACAAGCAAGGGCCUCAAAGACCUGGUCGAAAUCGACUACUAUUAA